CGCGGGAGUCAUCAGCCUUGGAUCUAGGUAGCCUUUGGCCUGUCGUUGACCUCAUUAGAGGUACCUGCCUGGGAAGACGGCUGGAUGUUAAAGCGGCAAGAGAUUCUUGGGCGAUGUCGAACGCUGGGCAUAGAUCGCGGGCUGCUUUCUAGGUCAAUUAACUAGGCAAAAGAUACAGAGCAUUAACCUCCCUCUCUGGCUCCAUUUAUUUGAGCGAAUAAACGAGUGUUAUCCUCCAAGCACUUACAGGCCCCUAGACGUUUGCUGGAGCUGCCUUCCUCCUUCAUCCAUUCAUCCAUCCGCAUCCCUUUUUCUUUGAUUAAUCUUUUUCUUCUGUCGUAUAUAACUACACCACACCGUAUACGUAUCUUUAUCCAUUCUACCUCGACCGGCGCUCAACUUACAUCCGGGCGCCAUUUACCAACAUGGCUUUCGCCACGAUAAACUCCGCACCUCCGACACAUAGUAUUCCCCCAGCACAAACACACACCCAAAUCCCAGCAAUUGAAGAUGCCUUUGGUGCCGAACCCGCGCUGAAGAAACGAGUUUACGAUGCGAUCGGGUCAACCCCUCAAUAUGUCCCUCUUUUCGAAGAUAUCGCUCGGUAUACCUCUAGCCUACGGACGAGAAGCGCGAACCCCGUUCAACCCAUCGAGGUUGUCAACGACGAGCCGGUCGCCAAAAAAAGGAAGAUCGAGAAUGGUACCUCGGGAGCUGGGACUGGGGCCACUCAAUCGCUGGCCGAUCUGAAAACACACAAGGCUCUGCAGUUCUACAUGCAGGAUGUAUCUUUCGCGAUUCCGCAAAGGAAAAAGUUGACGCUGGAGCUCACGGCAGGGAACAAGUAUCUGCGAGCUCGGAACCAGACGUCCAAGGAGGUGGAAUUCGGUGUCCCGCUGGAUAGAAUUCAACAUGUUUUGUGUCUCCCCGUCCCCGAAAAGAACCAUAAACAAUUCAACUUUUGCAUCAUUCCCCAGUUCGCCGAUGGAAUAAACCCACCUCCUGAAGGCGAAUCUACGCCCGAGACAAUUGUGUGGACGGUUAACGACGGGCCUGCUAAAUCUGCGUUUUCGGGACAGGGCCAGCAGAUUGGGAAUGGGGAAGGCGAGACGGCCGAGGCUCUUGUUCGCAAGGUGCUAAAUGACGAUCUGUCGCAUAUACAAGUGGUGCGCCCGGAUGCGCGGGAGUUUGCCAGCGCGAUACCGGAGGCACAUAGGAAGGGAGAAAAGGCGUACCAUGUCAAGGCAUUCCGUGGUAGCAAGGAUGGUUAUCUAUUCCUCCUGUCUACCGGUAUAUUCUUCGGUUUCAAGAAACCGUUGCUUUUCUUCGCAUUCGAGAACGUUGAUUCGAUUUCUUAUACCUCUGUCCUCCAGCGAACGUUCAACUUGAAUGUCGUGGCGCGCGCUAUUGACAGCGAGGCAACGCAGGAAUUUGAGUUCUCCAUGAUCGACCAGGCGGAUUUCUCCGGUAUUGAUGCUUACAUCAAAACACACGGCCUACAGGACGCUAGUCUCGCGGAUGCUCGACGCGCGAAACGCUACAAUAUCAACGGCGCGAAGACGGAAGAAAACACCGAGGCUGACGCGCAAGACGCUGAGGAAAGUGAACUACAAAAGGCACAUCGCGAGCUAGAAGACCAAGAAGACGAGGAUGAAGAGGAUUACGACCCCGGCAGCGAUGGCGAGAGCGAAGGAAGCGGCUCUAGUAGUGAGGAAGACGGUGACCAGGAUGAAGGUCAAGAAGAUGCGGAUGUCGAAGACGAGAACAUAGUGGCGGACGAACUCGGGAGCGAAGCGGAAAACGUCUCGGAGGAUGAGUUGUAACUUGUAAAUUGCAGUGUACAUUUAUAUGCAUGAGGUGCAUGCUGUCAGCUCUUUACCGUCAUGCUGUCCUAGAUUCAGCCGUUAGAGCCGACAUGUGUGUUCGAAGCUUGUCAAUCCGCUGGCAGGGUCCUGCUCUUAGCCUGUUGGUUUUCCGUUGGCCGGAGAUGGGGCCAUCUAAUCCAUAUCUCUGGGCAGUGAGCAAUCUCCACGUAGUCUAAACAAUGGACAACGAGUCAUCUACCCGUCCACGGCACAAGGAGCCACAGCGGUAACAAUAAAUGGGACGUGAUGCCGGCGAGCUGACAUCUCUCCUCCAU
Molecule: messenger RNA, 2140 nt
Organism: Aspergillus versicolor CBS 583.65
Lineage: Eukaryota; Fungi; Ascomycota; Eurotiomycetes; Eurotiales; Aspergillaceae
Gene: rtt106
Product: putative negative regulator of DNA transposition (Rtt106)
Exons: 4
Coding region: 426-1823 (465 amino acids)
Molecular function (GO): nucleosome binding; histone binding
Source: RefSeq, a predicted model, not a curated record